Messenger RNA from Bombus huntii, 2259 nucleotides. RefSeq lists its product as uncharacterized. The coding region runs from base 99 to 2072 and encodes 657 amino acids. The record is from RefSeq and is a predicted model, not a curated record. NCBI's taxonomy places the organism in Eukaryota, Metazoa, Arthropoda, Insecta, Hymenoptera, Apidae. The transcript is spliced from 8 exons.
AAAAUAUUCUGACAAGUAUAUUUUAUGAAUGUAAAAGAAACUUAAAUUCUUGAAAUAAUAUUAUAUAAUUCAUUGUUUGUUUCAAACAUAAAUACACCAUGAAUUCUACUGAUAUCACUGAUGAAGACGAAGAUGUUGUCAUAAAAGGUUCGUCAUUAUACGAACAUUUAUGCAAAUUAGGUUAUACCGACUUUGAAAGUGUAGCAAUAGAAAAACAAAUACCUAAAAAUGAAAAGAAGUAUCUUAAACUAUUUGAUUGUAUAUUUAACGUAAAAAAUAUUUUUAAAAAAUUAUAUUCUAUAUACUUGGGAAUAAUUCAGGAUGAUAGUAUAUCCUACAAACAGGUGGAAACUAUUUUAAAUGCGAAAAUUCUUUUAAAUGAUCAUGGUUGUGCAAUACAUAGUUUUCUUGAUAAAUAUGAAUAUAAACCAUGGAGGACUAUAACAUCAAAAUUUAUUUUAUUUGGCACUAUUUUAUCAUCCUCAGCCUAUAUAUCUUAUAAUACCCAAUAUAAAAGUUCAGCUAGUUUAUUUGCAUUAGCUGUAUUAUAUUGUAUUAGUUAUAUAGAAUUUUUGAGAAUAAGGGCACACAGGGAUCUAAAAUCUAUUGUGUCUUUACAGAAUGAUUUCUUUGAUCUUUGUAAGAAGGGACUGAAAAUUUUGAAAUAUGGGUAUAAAAUAAAAUUGCACCAAGGGAAAAGUUCCCAACAAUUUUCUGAUCUCACAGCAGGUAGACUGAAAUAUUUGCAACCCAUAAUGGAAAAUUUAGUAAAAUAUUUGGGAGUUAUUGCUUGCAUCUAUUAUCAUGCUUCUUUAACUCUUAUAAAACUGCUACCAGUAGAUAUUUGUAAUGAAGAUUUAUUAACGAGAUUUGAUAGUAAAUCAUUUGAAAUACAUGGUGAAAUAAAUUAUCAAAAAUUGAAGACUCUAUAUCAUACUUAUAUCCUCACUCAGUCUGAGAUGUUGUAUUUAUUAACUAUAGCAUACGAUAAUUAUACUUGGCAGCAAUCAUACAAGAAAAUUCCUGAAUUACAAUUGGCCUAUAUCAUACGCUUUUUAAUUAUGUAUUUAAGCAUAUAUAAAAACAAGUUAUCAGAACACAUUGAUGCUUAUUAUAGUUUUAAACUAGAACCCAUAUCAUAUAAAUAUAGAGGUCCAGAUUCAUCUAAAUGGCAAGAUUUAUAUAUGCACCUUUAUUUAGCUUCUAAUAAAUUACAGUUGGCUUACAGCCACAUAUUAUCAAUACUCCAAGAUAUUGAUAACAAUGUAAUUGAAAGUGUAACAAACGAAGGUUGUAUGGAGAACACAAUGCAGAAGUUAACUGCAGCUCAAAAAAGUAUUGACACUGCAAAAGAUUUUAUUGAGUUUAGUAGUCUAUUUCUUGUAAAAUCGCAAAAUAGUGGUUCUACAAUUAACUGUUUGGAAACGAAUAUUUCAAUGUUAAAUGCAAAUUCGAAUAUCCAUAUUUUACCUGAUUCAGAACCGGAAAUUAUGGAUGAGGUAUUCGAAGAAUAUAUUAGGGAAGAAUAUUUGAAACCUUUGAAUGAAGAAGCCGACGAAAUAUCACUGUACAGUUCUAAACGAGAUAAAACGUUGUUUAAAAAUUUUAUGGUUGAAUUAAAGGAUGCUUUAGCCGAUAAGAAAAAAUCUAUGUCUGAAAGAGAAUCAAAGGCACUUGAGCGAAUGUAUAAAGCUAUAACAAAAACAAGUACUUCAGAUGAUCAGCUUCAGCAAAUUUCCACAUCUCCACCUAUGCCUUCCUUUAAUACUUCUUCCUUAAUAAACAGUAAUAAUAAAAUUUCUAAUUAUAGAACAAAACCGCAAUUACAUGUAUUGCUUGAAAAAUCUAAUGUUGCUCAAUCGAUUAUUAAAAGUGAAGAAGAUUUAAAGGACAAGAAUAUGGAUGACACAUUAAUAGAAGAAAUGUCACUAAGUAAUAUUAUACAUUUACCAAAAAAAUCGGAGUUCUCAUCUCUUUUACCACCACCAUUUUUAAAAGCAAAAGAAGAAACUUUUAUAGGAAGUGGUGAAAAUUCUGAGGAUGAUGAAGAAAUUAUGGUGGAGAAUAAAUAAAAAAUCAUGCAAUAUGUAUUUAUUGUUACGAAAAUACUUUGUAUUGGGAAUCAAGUAGUUUCAUUCAUAUGAUAAAAUAAUAAUAUAUUUUGUGAGAAUACAUACUAUAAUGUGUUUAUUUACAAAUUCGAAAUAAAUUACAUAUUUUAUGUAUGAUUCUCAUUAAAAUAAAACUAUAUCUGUAUAA